AAGUCCAAUAUUUGUUGUUGCGUCUUGUGCCGAAGGAGAGUUGUUUUGACAGGGACGGGAAUCUGUGCCAAAAGAAAAUUUCUCCCGUCAGCUCGCACGGCCCUUCUCGCUUUAUCGGUUGUCCGAGUCGUGUGUGAAAAUGCAGUGAAUGUGUUUUGCAAACAAGGAUCGCUUAUUCACAAGGAUGUCGCGUGUAAAAUCGCGGACACAGGCCGAAGUUUGCGGCGACUGCGGUGCCUCAGAUCCGUCGUGGGCCUCCAUAAACCGGGGCAUCUUGCUGUGCUCGGACUGCUGCUCUGUGCAUCGGAGCUUGGGGCGUCAUAUCUCGCAGGUGAAGUCGCUGCGUCAGGGCGUUUGGUGUCCGGCAGUGCUGAACCUGGUCAACUCCCUGAAUGCCCACGGAGCGAACAGUGUCUGGGAACAUUACCUCCUCGAUCCGUCCGGAGGGAAAAGCAUGCGCAGGAAGCCCAAUCCGAAGGAUUCUCUGCACCCGACCAAAUCGGACUUUAUACGCGAGAAACAUGUGAAUCUUGCUUUCGUUCUGAAGCCAAAUAUCCUCGAGGACGGGGCGCCGAGUCUCGAGACCGAGCUGAGCAAGCAGCUCCACGCCAGUGUCCGAACGAGCAACUUAGAGACUUCGCUCCGGCUGCUCGUGCAAGGAGCUGAUCCGAAUUUCUUCCAUGAAGAAAAACAGUCCACACCACUCCAUGUCGCCGCCAAGUUUGGACAAGCCUCUCAAGUGGAGCUUCUACUAGUGUACGGCGCUGAGAUAAGCGUCCUGGACGGCAACGGGAACACUCCGGUGGAUAUAGCGCGAAGUAAUAAUCACAACGUGAUAGCGGACCGUCUGGUCGAAGCCAUGUACGAGGUAACGGACAGAAUUACGAUGUUCCUUGGAGGGAAGAGGCCGGACCAUGCUUCUGGUAAGCAUUUGGUGAUUCCCGAGCAACACUCCAGUGAAGUUGACGAACAGUUGCGAAUUGCUCGAGGAAAGCUGCAACUCGUGCCAAAUAAGAUGUUUGAGGAACUCGUGAUGGACUUGUACGACGAGGUCGACCGACGAGAGAACGAAGCAAUUUGGGCGACGACCACCUUGAAUCGUGAUAUCGUGGCAGUGCCUUUUCUCCCAACGAAUCCUUAUUUAAGUGCGACAAGAAAUCAGGGAAGACAAAAGUUGGCUCGUUUCAGUCCAUUGGAAUUUGCCGGACUACUUACAGAUGUUUUAAUGGACGCCAAAAGACGGCAAAACAUGGCUAAUCUACGGCCAUUGGAUUCACCCACGCUCUCGAAUAUGAAGCAGCGGGAAUCCAACUUGUCCGAUGAUGAGCCCUUGUAUGAUGCUGUAGCCUCCGAUGACGAUUAUGCUGCUCUCGCUCCUAUUGGACAACAGCCUGUCGUUAAUCAAUCCCCAGUGAGCAGUACAUCAAAUGCAGAGGUCGAGACACUUCGGAAACAGCUGAAGCUGUACAUGUCCGAAAUAACCCAGUUGAAAAGUGUUGUCAAGCAACUAUCCACCGAAAAUUCGGCGUUAAAAUCACAAUACGUCGAGUCUCCAACCAAUAGCAGUCUUUAUACCGUUCCUUUACGUAUUGACAUUAAUGGUACUGAAAACGAAACUGAACCAGUAUCUGAUGGACAAAGCAGUAGCCAGUCGUUAUCUAAGCGACCGGUUAGCAUGUAUGAGCAACGUUUAGGGCUGUACGGUAAUAGGGCUCCUGAAUUUCGUGCAACGACGAGUAUGUAUCAAAUGGCAGCUGAUAAGUCGUCUGUUGAAUUAAUGCAGCCAUUUAGUGAGGAAGUGAAGCAUAGGACUGAUUUAGUAACUAAGAGACUUAAGGAGAUUUGUCAAGCUUUACAAGAUGUUACAGAUAAGGGAGCUUUUGUGCCAUGCGCUGAACGAUUGAGGAUUGCUGUUGCUGAACUGAUUGCUAUAUUUCCAAUGCAAACGUCCAACGAUAUCGUCAAAACUGCUAUUCAAGCGCUGAAUGAAUACACUAGUCGCAUCCAGCAGGAGAGCGAUCACUUGCAAAAAUCAUUGAUAGCGGUCGAUGACUCAGCUGCAAACCAUUACAUGCAAGAAGUUCGUAAUUGUGCCUUACAAAUUGCAUCUGCAACGAAAGCCUUAGUUGUGCAGUUUCAAUGACGAUUGCUGUGUUGCCGGGUCUAGUUUUCUUUUGAAAUACUGUUUCGUUUUUAUAAUGACGAUAGAAAUGACGAGUUUUAUUGAUCGUGCAUUUGCUUUUUCUGAUCAUUAACUUUUACUAAUUCAAUUUUAUUUAUUCGAUCUUGAAUAUAUAUUUUAUGAUGGGAAAGAAAAGUUUGAAGGAAAAUAUUAUAUAGUCAGAGAUUCUAUUACAUUUUUACAAGUGCUGUACUGACAAUACAGCUUAUAAUUGGGUACUGAUUACAAAAGACAUUCUGUUUACUCUUAUUUCUAUGUAAAUAUAUAUCAAAUUGCAGUUCAAAGAUAAAGUGAAACAAUAGAAAAAUAUAAGUCCUUGAUACUGUCCGCCUUAUUUUAAAUAAAAAACAAUAUUUUAAUAGAAAAUACAACUAAAAUAUAUUACACAUAUUAUUGUGGAUUAAAUACAUUUGUAUUCCUUUAUUGAAA
Hermetia illucens (black soldier fly) is the source of this 2611-nucleotide messenger RNA. RefSeq names its product ARF GTPase-activating protein GIT2 (gene Git). Lineage: Eukaryota; Metazoa; Arthropoda; Insecta; Diptera; Stratiomyidae. Gene Ontology annotation, biological process: brain development; regulation of ARF protein signal transduction. Bases 149 to 2143 code for a protein of 664 amino acids. The transcript is spliced from 9 exons. Gene Ontology annotation, molecular function: protein binding; GTPase activator activity. The record is from RefSeq and is a predicted model, not a curated record.